UGUACGAGCUACUAAUGCUGCUUAUGGUGAUGAUGAAGCUGAUGCUGCCUUAAAUUCCCCCCGCCCCCUCACUUUUCUCCUCUCUUAAAAAAACAACAACAAAACCUUCCAUCGGAGGACACCGCAGACCCAUUAGCUGCAGACACGCAGCCACCGAUGGAGCUUCCUGGCCGGGCGCGGCGCGGCACCCAGACUCGCUGCUUUGUGUGGUGCCGCGGAGGUUGAUGUCAUCCCAUUUAGCGUCACAAGCGGACUCAUUUCGUCACACGCUUGCGACACCUGGGUCCCGACACUUCGAGCCGCGUGGCCAUGACGACCAUGUCCAUCCUGGCGCCUCCGUCCCCGCUGUCCGCGCUGUCCCGCUGGUACCUGUACGCCAUCCAUGGCUUUGUGUGCGAGGUCAUGUUCACGGCGUGCUGGGACUUCGCCUUGCACCGCAACUGGAAGCUCCCGGGCGUUACCAGCGUGUGGGCGCUCUUGAUCUACGGAACCUGCAUCCUGGCCAUCGAGCGCUUGUUCCUCCGUCUGCGCGACCGCUUCAACGUGGUCAUCCGCUGCCUCAUCUACACCCUGUGGACGUACGCCUGGGAGCUCAGCACUGGCCUGCUCCUGCGUCGUUUGGGAGCCUGCCCUUGGGACUACUCCAAGUUCCGCUACAAUUUCAUGGGCCUGGUAACGGCCGAGUACAUCGUGCCGUGGUUCUGCGCCGCCUACCUGGUGGAGCGCCUGGUGAUCCAGAACACCCUGCGCCUGCGGCACUACGACGGCUCAGACGACGGCUGGUCCGACCCCAUGGCCGGGGCCCUCAGGGCUGCCCGCCGCGGCGAGAAGACGCUGCGUGCCGCUGGAGUCGGUGGCUUGUUCAAGUGGGACUGAGGACCCGCCACUUGUGUUUGAACCCAAAAAUUCCCCCAAAAUAUUUAAAAAAAGAAAAACUAUG
Messenger RNA from Phycodurus eques (leafy seadragon), 940 nucleotides. It is a transcript of the gene tmem229b, whose product is annotated as transmembrane protein 229B. NCBI's taxonomy places the organism in Eukaryota, Metazoa, Chordata, Actinopteri, Syngnathiformes, Syngnathidae. Bases 310 to 876 code for a protein of 188 amino acids. The record is from RefSeq and is a predicted model, not a curated record. The transcript is spliced from 2 exons.